This is a messenger RNA of Mugil cephalus (flathead mullet), 2486 nucleotides long. It is a transcript of the gene pola2, whose product is annotated as polymerase (DNA directed), alpha 2. Gene Ontology annotation, molecular function: DNA binding. Gene Ontology annotation, biological process: DNA replication; DNA replication initiation. Lineage: Eukaryota; Metazoa; Chordata; Actinopteri; Mugiliformes; Mugilidae. The record is from RefSeq and is a predicted model, not a curated record. The transcript is spliced from 18 exons. Gene Ontology annotation, cellular component: alpha DNA polymerase:primase complex. Bases 256 to 2052 code for a protein of 598 amino acids.
ACGUCAGUUCCGGCCGCCGACAGAGCUUUUUCGCGGUAAAAUGAAAAUACAUCCGAUGUCGAUCCGAUUUGCUCCGAUUAAUUAUAUUUAACAGUAAAAAUUUCAGUCAGUGCUGCAAUUGUAAUUUGGAAAUCGCGUUGUUAAGUGAAUUGCGUUGUUAGAGUUGUUAUGAAGUUGGCGCUAACUAGAAUAUAAUCACAACACAGGACCACCUGGCGUCUCUUACUUGUUUAGCUAAAUAUACGGAGCAAAACAAUGGCAGUAGUAACCGCUGAGAGCUUGAAGACAGAGCUGGAAAUGUUUGACGUAUCGUGCCAGGAUUACUCCGUCCUCGAUAAGAUGGUGGAACAGUCUAUUUGUCACAGGAUGCAGGCAGAUGACAUGAUCUUUGAGUGGGUGGCCUACAGUACCACAAAAGGUGGACUAAAACUGUCCAUUGACGCCCUGGAUCAGUUUGAACACGAGGUUUUAAAGAAGAAAGUGAGGAAGAGAAAAGAAGAAAGUCUGAUAAAACCAAGAGAGAUCCACACAGUGCAUGAUAUAAUAAAAGCCGAGGAAGAGGAGGAGAAUCUCUUAGACUGCUACUCUACUCCUGCUAAGGGCUCUCAGAAACGAGCACUAACCACCCCAGAACAUCCUCAGUCAAAGAGGAGCGUAGCUCUGCUGUCCAGCCCUGGUCUGCUGCUGUCUCCAGCCAGCUUCUCUCCCAGUGCAACGCCCUCGCAGAAGUACAGCCAGCGAGGAGGGAAAGGGGAGGUGGUGGUCACGUUCGGGGCCGUGCAGGGCACUCGUUGGUUGGGCAGGAAGAAUCUGAGCGCGGGCCUCCGGCUGGAGCUCCUAGAAGGACCUGAGGACUCUCUCCACUGCAGCUACAAAUACAUGUUCCAGAGGCUGCGAGACGUUAGAAAUGUGUUGACGGAGAAGAUCGAGGAGCUGGGAGAAGGCCUUAGGUCUCAUUUCAACAUUGAAGAGUUCUCCCCCGUCUCUCUGCCUGCACAGGACAGUAUAACCGUGCUGGGUCAGGUUUGCUGCGACAGUAACGGUAAACUGAACGCGCAGUCGGUUCUGCUGGAGGCUGGACCAGAGCAAGGUGGUCAGCAAGUACCUAUUGACCUGUCAGAGCUCAAAGAGUAUUCCCUGUUUCCUGGCCAGGUGGUGGUGAUGGAGGGAAUGAACACUACAGGAAGAAAACUGGUGGCUUCCAAACUCUAUGAGGGCGUUCCUCUUCCUUUCUACACCCCUAACGUGAAAAUGGAAACUGAUGAAGAGCCUUUGAAUGUGCUGGUGGCCUGUGGACCGUACACUCCCUCUGACAGCUUGACCUUUGACCCUCUGCUGGAUCUGAUCGGCGUGAUAGUCAGAGACCGUCCUGAUGUCUGCAUACUGCUGGGCCCAUUUGUGGAUUCAAAACAUGAGCAAAUUGAGAAGAGUCAGGUGACCGAGACGUUUGAGACCAUUUUCUCAAGAUGUAUAGAAAGCAUCGUGGAUGGCACCAGGAGUGUCGGCUGUCGCCUGGUGUUCGUGCCCUCCCAGAGAGACAUCCACCACCAUUUCAUCUACCCACAGCCUCCGUUCACCCUGCCCAACAUGAACAAGGACCAGGCCCAGCGCGUCACCCUGGUCCCUGACCCCUGCACCCUGCUGAUUGACGGCGUGACCCUGGGCUUGACAUCCACUGACAUCCUCUUCCACAUGGGCGCGGAGGAGAUCAGCUGUGGCACCGGAUCGGACAGAUUCUCACGUAUCCUGAAGCACAUGCUGACCCAGAGGAGUUACUACCCUCUGUACCCGCCUGUGGAGGAGGUCAACAUGGACUAUGAGAAGUUCCAGACCUUCGGACAGAUGCCGCUCACCCCCGACGUCCUCAUCGUUCCCUCCGAGCUGCGCUACUUCAUAAAGGAUGUGGUCGGCUGCGUAUGCGUCAAUCCAGGACGCCUGACUAAAGGCCAGGUGGGUGGGACGUACGGCAGGUUGCUCAUUCAGGGCGGCUCUACUCCGGAGGACGGGAAGAGAGUGAAUCCCUGUUUGGCUGCUCAGGUGGUGAAAAUCUAACAGGAGCAAAGACUUUAAAUUCCCAUUCCCCCUGGAAAAUGAGCAAACGUAACCAGGAUCAAUCUGCUCUGAAUGCCUCCCUCUCCAGGCUCUGGUGUAUAACACAUUAAAGGACACACACACACACUGUAUUGGUUUAUUUUUAUAUGUUGGAGUGAACUCUGUGCGCUCGUUACUGGAGUCAUAAACAGCUGGUGGAAGAUCACACAGGUACAACAGCAAUAAUAAAAAAAAAAGCCCCUUCAAUAAAUUAUUUUCAUAAUUUGUACAGUUUUUGUAUCAUUUUCUUCUCCAGUAGAAUGUUAUCAUUGUUGUUCUGUUCAAAUAUAUUUCUGCCAGUAUAUUUUCUGUUUCUAUGCUUCUGAUUGGGUUUUAAAAAACAAAUUGUCUUUCAAACUUAAAUUCAUUAAUAAAAAAAAAAGUAUUUCAACUUU